CUACAGACUGAGAUACUAACGCACACAUUAUACAGGACAUUUUAAGACUAGAGGAUACAACAAAAAUAAUCUGAAAAGUAUAUAACUGAGAUCUGGAGAUUGGUAGAAGAUUAAGAUCCGGAGGGAAACGUGAACAUCUAUAUUCAUUAAAGGCCAAGCUGGGAUUUUCAAUUGCAGCCAUUUACUACCAGUAUGUCAAAUUUAUCUUCUCCCCUCAAGAGGUACACAGACACAGACUACUCAAAAAGUUACAAUGGAUACCGUUCAUAUGCUUCCACCCAUAGUUCUUUAUACAGUGAUCAAAAUAAACUGUCUUAUAAAAGCAAUGUGAACAGCUCUUUUUACACCUCCCCUCAUCGUUCUUAUGGAGACCUUGACCGAAGCCUUCCACCCCUGGAUUCAUCCACAAAAAGGACUGAUAUUACACGUUCUCCAAUUAAAUAUACAUCAAAUUCAUACUAUGGCUACAACAGCAGUUAUUCUACCUUCCAAACAUCCCCCAUCACCUCACUGUCUCGUAAAAAGUCAUCCAGUCAUUCAGACCUGUCCCUUGGCUUCUCUGAACUGCGUACCUCAGAUACUUAUUAUCCUCGUAGCCCAGGAUUGACACGAUCACGUCACGAUUUUGAUGGUACUUCUCGGAUUUCCCAUGCUUCCAACCAGACUGAUAUUUAUAAUGUCUAUGGAAAGAAAAAAAGCUCUACCAAUGGAUAUGGACUACCUUGCUCAGCAGUACCAGAACCUGUCAGUUCACUUGCAAAGCCCACAUCACGAUUCACAUACUCAUAUGACAAGAACGGGGAAUCCAGUGGUAAAGAGGUGCUGCCUACCAAAGUAGUCCAAGGUUUGGUUGGCUUGAGAAAUCUUGGUAACACGUGCUUUAUGAACUCUAUUCUCCAAUGCCUAAGUAAUACUAAAGAUCUUCGUGACUAUUGUCUUCGGAACUCAUAUAAACGGGACCUAAAUUCUAAGACAUGCAGUACAGCAAUAAUGGAAGAACUUGCACGAUUGCUUCAGGCGAUAUGGACCAGUUCUGUCAAUGAAGUUGUCAGUCCUUCUGAAUUCAAAACCCAGAUACAGAGAUAUGCUCCACGUUUCAUGGGAUAUAGCCAACAAGAUGCACAAGAGUUCUUGAGAUUUCUCCUGGAUGGGCUGCACAAUGAAGUCAACAGAAUAACAGUCAGACCAAGACCCUGUACUCAGGAUCUGGACCAUUUGCCUGAUGCAGAGAAAGGCAAACACAUGUGGAAAAGGUACCUGGAGAGGGAAGACAGCAGAAUUGUUGAACUCUUUGUAGGACAGUUGAAGAGUUCCCUUACAUGCACUGAAUGUGGAUAUUGUUCGACUGUAUUUGACCCCUUCUGGGACUUGUCGCUACCCAUUGCUAAGAAAAGCGUUCCUGAGGUCUCCCUAAUGGACUGUAUUCGCCUAUUCACCAAGGAAGAUGUUUUAGAUGGGGAUGAGAAGCCAACAUGCUGUAGAUGUAAAGCUCGACGCAGAUGUACUAAGAAGUUCACCAUCCAGAAAUUUCCCAAGAUUCUUGUACUACAUCUGAAAAGGUUCUCUGAAGGUCGCAUCAGAAGCAGCAAGCUUUCUACGUUUGUAAAUUUCCCACUAAAAGAUUUAGACUUGCGUGAAUUCUCAGAAACUAGCUCUCACUCAACCUAUAAUCUGUAUGCGGUGUCUAAUCACUCGGGUACAACCAUGGGAGGACAUUAUACAGCUUACUGCAAAAACCCGAACAAUGGCGAGUGGUACACUUUUAAUGACUCAAGAGUCUCUGCAAUGUCUUCCAGCCAGGUUAGAAGCAGUGAUGCUUAUGUUCUAUUUUAUGAACUAUCGGGACCAUCCUCCAGAAUGUAACUUGGCAACCAGUAAUGACUGAAGAAAAGAGACACUCAAUCACCUGUGAAACCUGCAAAGAGGCUCACACGUAAACCUACAAUUUAUACUUUAGUGAGCAACAAGACCUGUUUCUUGGAACACCAGCAUUAUACUCACCAGGUGCCUUACCUACACAGCCAAAACAAUAUAGGAUUGUUGCCUUAAACUGGAUACUUACUGGACAAAUAACAAAGAAAGAAAGACUUAAGAAUCCAGACAAGAUAAAGUUGCAUUGGCUUCUCAAUUAUAUAUGUGAUAUUUGUUCAUGCUGGAUACCAUAUCUAAACCAUUGUAGCUCUGCCUCUUCUGGGUUUGCACAGUGAUGCCGCACCAGACACCAUGUUUUUGCUGCUGCUUUAUUUGGUUGGUUUUAAGAGCGGACUCUUCAGAUUACAAGUUCUGAUUGUACUUCAUUUAAAUUAUAUUCUCAGGAAAGCUUUAUGUGACGAACAUCUCAUUAAUGUGAAACUCCCUCAUUGGGUUUUUUAGGGACUCUACAGAGUUUUCCUUUACUAAAUGGGGGCUCCUUCAUUAAGAAAGUAUUUCAAAGCCACACUGGAGAAGGGGCCACUACUAUAAGUAACACAGUCCUUGAGAACCAGCACAUUGUUCUUUGUACUACAAUAAGUAAUGUCCUAUUUAUCCAGAUGGUCAUUAUUGUAAAUAAUGUAGAUUUGAAGUGGUGUGUUUAAUAUGUCAACUGAAAUCCUCAGCUCAGGAUGUAUUCAUUCAUAUGGAACUUAUAAGUUUUCUCUAAUUCAGUGUGAAGAGUGGAGAAAGUGACAGCUCAUAGGUUCACUCCAAACAGAAUGCUGGACAGUGCAUUUUAGUCCCAUGAGGUGGAAUUGCGGGGUGCCAUAUGAACAAAAUUAUUUAUGUACAGCUUGAGAGUUGUGUGGCACAACAGUGUUAAUUGAUUGACUGAAGAUAAUACCAGAUUUUUAUUUAUUUAUUUUUUUGUAUAUUUUUAUUUGUUGACAGCACAGUGAUGUGUUCAAUUCUAUUUAUUCUGAAACAAGUUGCAGUGGACUGGAGCUUCUGAUGUGAACAUUUAUUUACUGGACAGAUGAUCUGUGAUUACAAGGUUCCAAGUUGUCAGUUGUCCUCCUUUUAGUCAACAAGAUGUUUUUGUGUACAUGUCUGUUAGUUGAGAGUUGCCGAAGUGGAGAUUUAUCAAAACCUGUGCAGAGAAAUAGUAUGUCCAGUUGCCCUUAGCAACCAAUUGGAUUUAUUUUACACCUUAAGAAUGCAGGGCAUAAAUGUACACCCCAUGUCCACUCCCUUUCUAUGACUUGCUCUCAUCCAUAUCUGAAUGGUCCCGACGGCUAUCAUCGGCUGGGACCCGUGGCUAAUGCCGAACAUCACCAAUCAGUGUGAUGCCUGGUAUUAACUCUGUAGAAACCACGAUCUGUGUUGAUCACAGCGUCUUAAAUGUUUAAAAAAAAAAAGAAUCCCGGCUGCAAAAUUGUGGGGUCCCAAUCAGCUGAGAGGAUGUCGAGAGGGCCUUUAACUGCCUUGUCGCCGUCUUAUCGUCAUUCCAGGAAGCCAUGGUAGCCUGGAGCGUUGUUUUGCUGAUAACACUGAUCAGUGCUGUGCUAUAGAACAGCAUUGUUCAGUGUAUGCAAUCUGAAGACUGCAUGUAAUAAUCCCCUAUGGGAACUUAAAAAAUAGUAGUAGUUUUCUUUUAAUUAUGUAAAAAAAAAUUUAAUGUAAAAUAUAUUAUAUGGUUAUGUGCGUAAAUAUCCAAACUAGUCACCCCUUCAUGACCCCCAGCAAUUAAAAAAAACAAAAACAUUUUUCAUGUUUUUUUAUUUUUCCAAUAACAAAGUUGUAUUAGGGCUUUUUUUGUGAGACAAGUUGUACUUUUCAUUGGCUUACUUUAUCAUAUACUGUAUUACAGAACAAGAAAAAAUAUAUGUUAUGCAGAAUAGAAAAAAAUAUGGAAUUGCACAAUUUUGUGGGGCAAUAAUUUUUUUGGGCGUUCAUAAUGUAGCAAAUCUGACAUGCUACCUUCAUUCCAUAGUUCAGUACGAUUCCUAUGAUACCAAACUACCAUUUGGAACAUUUAGCUCCAAACGCUGUGUGCACGCUGCAGGGGUCGGCCAUGCCCCCUUGUACCAUCAGGCCACGCCCCUCAGUGAAAGUCCAUGGGAGGGGAUGUAACAGCCACCACGCCCCCUCCCAUAGACUUGCAUUGAGGGGGCGUAGCCGAGAUGUCACAAUACUCCGUCCCCUUCAUCGCCCGUCAUCAGCCACGCUCUGUGCAGCUGAGAAACUGGGGUGCUGCAGGAAAGAUCGCGGGGGUCCCCAGCAGUGGGACCCCUGCAAUCAGACAUCUUAUCCCCUAUCCUUUGGACAGGGGAUCAGAUAUCUAGGGGCAGAGUACCCCUUUAAGGACAAUUUUUGUGUUUGCACUUUUGUGUUUUCCUCUUCACCUUCUAAAAAUCAGGACGCGUUCAAUUUUGCACCUACAGACCCAUAAAAGGGCAUGUUUUUUGCGUCACCAAUUGUACUUUGUAAUGACAUUACUUAUUUUAUAACAUAAAAAUGCGGCGAAGCAAAAAAAAAAUGUGUGGGGUGAAAGGAAAAAAAAUGCAAUUUUGCAACUUUUUAGGGCUUCCAUUUCUACGCAGUGUACUUUUCAGUAAAAAACACACCCUAUCUUUAUUUUGUAGGUCCAUACGGUUACAGGGAUACCCAAUUUAUAUAGAUUUUAUUUAUUUUACUACUUUUAAAAAAUUAUAACUAAAUGCACCAAAAUUUGUAUUUUAAAAUUGUCAUCUUCUGACCCCUCUAACUGGUCUGUAGUUUUUUUUCUGUACCAUUUUUGUUUUCAUGGGGCCUUUUGAUCUCUUUUUAAAAUAUUGUUAUGGUAUAUGAAGUGAUCAAAGCUUCACAAUUUUGGACUUUGGUAUUUUUUUAAGUGUACACCAUCGACCCUGCGGUUUGGCUAACCUUAUAUAUUAAUAGUUCGGACAUUUACACACACAGCGCUACCACAUAUGAUUUUUUUUCUUUUUAUUACAUUAUUUUAUUUUAAAAAAUAGAAAAAUGGGGUGAUUCAAACUUUUAUCAACCGCGGUUUUGACUCCGGUUUAAAAACCGUACUGUGACCGCAUACGUUUUCUUUAACAUGGACGUCAAUGUGAAACGCACAUGUGUACGGUUCCAUACGGGAACCUGUAUACGGUUUUUACUUUGCACAUGCGCAUUUGCAUCCUAAAGUCUCCACCCAAAACCCCUCCCAUUAAAAAUGGACAACAUUUUCAAAAGCACAUGUUUUCUUUAAAAAAAAUGUUUUAUAUAGAAACAGACAGAACCAUAUGCACUUUUAAAAACAGUAUCAGUUUAAAAACGCAUGCGGUUUACCUUUUCCCAUACGGUUCCAUCCGUUUUUUUGGCAUACGGAUUUCUUUAGAAAAACUGAUUGAAAACAAUAUGGCAAAAACGUGGUGUGAACCCAGCCUCAAAGGGGUUUUGUUGUAAUAGUAUGGACCUACAGAAUAAAGAUAAUGGCCCUAAUUUACUAUUGUUGGGUUGUGCGCCAGAAUUUGUGUCUACUCCAGAAUGUGCGCCAGAAUUUGGGCCAAAAAAAAAAAAAAACAGACCAACUCUCCAUUUUACUGAGAACCCGAAAAAGGAGCGUGGCAGCUGGGAAAAUGGCGUGGUCACAGAAAAGGGGGCAUGGUCUCCGAAAAGGGGGUGUGUCCCCGACCUUUUCAAAAAAUCCCAUCAUAUUUACUAAGGUUUCAACAGAAAAUGUGGUAGAUUUGAGCUCUUAAAAACCCCACAGAUCAGAGCAUAAAUAAAUUUUAAAAAAUAAUUUUUUUGGGGAAAAGUGAAAAAUUUUGGAAAACCUUAGUACAUGCCGUGAAGAAAUAUCUGUUGGGGGAAAGAAAAAAAAACACAAAGAAAACUGCACUCCACCCAGGGCCAUUGUGUAAUUUUUUUUUACCAAAAAGUGCACUGUGUAAAAACAGAAGCCCCCAAAAAUUACAAAAUGGCUGCUUUUUUUUUUUUCUAUAUUGGCCCUCAAAUCAUUUUUAUUUUGCUUCACCGUAGAUUUUGUGGUGAAAUGAUUGAUGUCAUUACAAAUUACAAUUAGUGGCGCAAAAAAAACACUCAUAUGGGUCUGUAGGUGGAAAAUUUUAAGUGUUAUGAUUAUUUGAAGCUGAGGAGGAAAAAACAAAAUUGCAAAAAAUAAAGUCCUGCAUUCUCAAGGGGUUAAUUUUUAAAAAGGCCUUUAUAAAAUGAAAGAAGAAUAUGAUUGGUUUCUAUGGGCAACUGGUCAAUUUUUCCUCUGCACAGGUUUUGAUAUUUAAAUCUCCCCACUUAUCUUCUCACCUAGCAUGUACAUCUGGAAAAACUUUUUGAGAAGGGGUUGAACAGUGCUCAUCCCCUUUUAUAGGACAAUUGUUACUAAAUACACUGAUUUUGUUUUGAUAAAAGAUUGUUUAAUCCAAUAAGAGAUGCCCUUCAAAUUUUGACCAGGUUAAACUUAAUAGCCAGGGAAUUUUGUCACUCAGAUUAACGAUGCACAUGAAAUUAGAUAAAAACGAGUCUCAAGUAGCAUUGGCUCCUAUGAAAAGUUAUGCUUAGUGGUUAUACCAAGAGAGAAGAUAAACAUGGAAGGAAUUAGUAAGAAUACACAUUAAGGAACAGUAUCUGCAGUCUGAGUCGGCUUUACAUUUUGGGAUGACUUAUCAGAAAUGAAAGCGGUUACCUUCGUUAUGGGCAACUCCACUUUUCUUUUUUGCACUGGGUUUGAUACACCUCCCAUGUGAAGUCAAUUGCCUUUUAUUCAUGGGUAACAUCAAGACAUAAAUGCUUUCAUUUAAUCCCAAAUGGUCUGUUACUAGUUGUAGAUUUCUGAGCAUUCACUCCACACACCAGAUUAUUUUAAGCUAUAUCAAUUAUAUUAUAUUUGAUCUAGCAGGAUUAGCAAUAACUGAUUGUAUUUGCACUGUAAAGAACUACUGAGUGUCUAUGUGCUAUAGAGAAGUGCAUGUUUGUUGUGCAGAGCCUUUUAUGUAUAUUAUGUAAGCAUGAGAUAUAUGAGCCGUGUGCGAGUGUUUAUAUUAUUUGAUGUAUUGAUAACCAUGUAGUGAACUGGAAUUAUACCUGCUGCAUAUCUCUUAGACAGUAAGUAUUUUGGGGUCACCCACAACCCUUCUCAGGCCACACUGAGCUGGUGCUUACCAUGUAAGUGUGUAGAAUUUGUAAAGAGUUCUGCUGUAACCCUAAGGACCAUAUGUGUUCUAUGCAAAUGUACAGAUCUUAAUUAUAUUAUAUUUUA
Molecule: messenger RNA, 7180 nt
Organism: Hyla sarda
Lineage: Eukaryota; Metazoa; Chordata; Amphibia; Anura; Hylidae
Gene: USP2
Product: ubiquitin specific peptidase 2
Exons: 13
Coding region: 193-1863 (556 amino acids)
Biological process (GO): protein deubiquitination
Cellular component (GO): cytoplasm
Molecular function (GO): cysteine-type deubiquitinase activity
Source: RefSeq, a predicted model, not a curated record